Molecule: messenger RNA, 2428 nt
Organism: Syngnathoides biaculeatus (alligator pipefish)
Lineage: Eukaryota; Metazoa; Chordata; Actinopteri; Syngnathiformes; Syngnathidae
Product: arachidonate 12-lipoxygenase, 12R-type-like
Exons: 14
Coding region: 375-2375 (666 amino acids)
Biological process (GO): lipid oxidation; linoleic acid metabolic process
Molecular function (GO): oxidoreductase activity, acting on single donors with incorporation of molecular oxygen, incorporation of two atoms of oxygen; protein binding; iron ion binding
Source: RefSeq, a predicted model, not a curated record
UUUCCAAGCCGCUUAUCCUCACAAGGGGUCGUGGGAGGGAUGGCGCUCAUCCCAGGUAGCUUCAGGCAAAAGCCAGACGACAUCCUGCGCGUUGGAUUCGGCUUAAUCAUCCAAUUGCGCAAAAACGAAUAACUCCUUUUAACCAGACUCACUUCUACUUCUUUCUGUACUAUAUCUGCAAAAUACUUCAACUGAGAAAUUGACUCCCGCAACCUCGCGCCAUUCAUUGCUGGUACUUGCCUGACGGAAAACCUGCCCCUGGUACCUCCCACUACUAUACACAGACUAGAUAAAGCUCCUGGGGACCGGUUGUCUCUUGUUGAAGGAAGACCGGCGCUCCCCUGAUCAGUAUUCGUCAUCAUCCCGGAAUAACGAUGGUGUACUACGAGGUAACCGUCCACACCGGCAGACGUGUCAACGCCGCAUCCAUGGACUGCGUGCACGUUAAGCUGGUGGGAACGAAUGGCGAGAGUCCGCGGACGUGGCUGAGGCCUCCGAUCAUCUGCAGAAGAUUAGUGUCGACUUACACGGUUUGGUGUCCAAAGUCCCUCGGAGAGUUGGUUCUGAUAGAACUAGACAAACGCAACUUCCUGCUUUUGCCCGACGACGCUUGGUUCCCUGACAAGGUGGAAAUCAAAUCCCCCGAGCGAGACGUUUACACUUUUCCCAUCUACUCCUGGAUUAGUGACCGGAAGGUUCAUCGCUACAGAGAGGGCAAAGCUCUGAGGAUCUUUGAUGAAACCAACUCUCUUAGUCAAUAUGCGAGAGAGCAGGAGCUGUGCCAGCGAAGCAAAGACUACGACUGGGAAUUGUAUCAUCCAGGUGUGCCCUACACCAUAAAGUCAGAUGGUCCUUUGAGCUUGCCGGAUGAGGUCCAGUUCUCCUUCACCAAGACUGCAGACUUUGCAUUCACAGCAGCUGCAGGGUUGGCCGAGCUCAAUGUAAAAGGGUUGGUUUACAACCAGAGGAACUGGGAAAAUCUUGACAACAUCAAUUACGUUUUCUGCAACAAAGACACCCGCUUGUCAGAUUACGUCCAGGAGCACUGGACGGAAGAUGGAUUAUUUGCAUACCAGUUUCUAAAUGGAGUCAAUCCCACCUUGAUUCGACGUUGCAAAACUCUACCGAAAAAUUUCCCUGUGACGGAUGACAUGGUCUUCAUGCCGGAUGGAUCAAGCUUGUCGAAGGAGAUGAAGGAAGGCAACAUAUACCUGUGUGACUACAAGAACCUGGACGGCAUGCCGGCCAACACCAUACAAGGGACGAAGCAGUACAUGAUGGCGCCCCUUGUCUUGCUUCAUAAAAGACCCGACAACAACCUGAUGCCGAUUGCCAUCCAGCUGAAGCAGACUCCGGCUGAGGACAACCCCAUCUUUCUCCCCACUGACUCUCCAUAUGACUGGCUGACAGCUAAGAUUUUUGUCAGAAGUGCCGAUUUUGCAGAGCACCAAAUCAAUGCGCAUUUACUGCGCACUCACUUGCUGGCGGAGGUUUUUGCGGUGUCACUGCUGCGCAACCUGCCCAUGGUGCAUCCCCUGUACAAGCUCCUCAUACCACACACUCGAUACACUCUGCAGAUCAAUGAAUUGGCUCGGACGCAGUUGAUCGGACCAACUGGAGUCUUGACCAUGUUUGCAGCUUCUGGUAGAGAGGCUUUGACGAAGAUCUUGGCGAGAUCGCUGUCCUCAGUCACCUUCAGGUCCCUUUGCAUCCCUGAUGACAUUGUCGAUCGCGACUUGCAAGAUGUCCCCAACUUCUACUACAGAGAUGAUGGACUGCAACUGUGGAACAUUAUGUACAAAUUUGUGCAGGGAGUAAUACAGUACUACUACAAGAGCGAUGAUGAGAUCCAGCGAGACUCAGAACUGCAGACUUGGAUUAAGGACAUUUUUGAAUAUGGAUUUCUUUCCCAGACACAAACAGGAAUCCCUCAGAGUUUCACCACUGUGCCUGACCUGGUGAAGUUUGUCACUAUGGUGAUGUUUACUUGUUCAUGCCAACAUGCAGCUGUAAACAACGGACAGUACGACUAUAGUGGUUGGAUGCCCAACACCCCGGCAACCCUACAGGGUCCUCCACCAACAGAAAAAGGGACAACAAGCGAGGCCACAGUGCUGGAGACCCUGCCUCCUAUCAAUGUGACAGUUCAGGGAAUGGUCACAGUCUGGCUGCUCAGCAAGGAGUCAUCAGACUUUGUCCCUCUCGGACACUACCCAGAAGCCCAUUUCACUGAAGCGACUCCCCGCCAACUGCAAAGGGAUUUUAAAGCCAAGCUUGACAUGUUAUCGAACGCCAUCAACAACAGAAACCGCUGUCUGGAAAUCCCGUACACUUAUCUUGACCCAAAGAAGGUCGAGAACAGUGUGGCCAUCUAAACAAUCAAAAAGGAGGAUGGAAUAGUCCGCUGAGCAAUGAAAAACCGUAAUCC